Molecule: messenger RNA, 674 nt
Organism: Corythoichthys intestinalis (scribbled pipefish)
Lineage: Eukaryota; Metazoa; Chordata; Actinopteri; Syngnathiformes; Syngnathidae
Product: homeobox protein Nkx-2.2-like
Exons: 3
Coding region: 192-674 (160 amino acids)
Biological process (GO): cell differentiation; regulation of transcription by RNA polymerase II
Cellular component (GO): nucleus
Molecular function (GO): DNA-binding transcription factor activity, RNA polymerase II-specific; RNA polymerase II cis-regulatory region sequence-specific DNA binding
Source: RefSeq, a predicted model, not a curated record
UAAAAGUUGGAGACGCUUACUCAGACAAAACGCGUUUGAUAGCAUUCCAAAAGAAUGGUUCAUAUUUAAGUCUUCCUCCUCCUCCUCCUCCUCCUCCUUCUCGCUUCUUUUUAAAGGCCACCCUGGCAUCAGGUGCGCCACUCCAGACGGACAGGCAAGCAGACUCGCACAACUUUUCCUUUCCUUUUGCCAUGUCUUUGGGGGGUUUCUCGGUGCGGGACAUUCUGGACCUACCUGACGAAUCUGCCGGUUGCGGUGCCGAAGAUCAGGACGAGGUGCAGGAGGAGCUGUCACCGCACGCGCGUCCGGGCGCGACCUCGAAGGCGUCCGGCGCGGCUUCCCGCGGCCGUAAGCGUCGCGUCCUCUUCUCCAAGGCGCAGACGUGGGAACUGGAGCGUCGCUUCCGGCAGCAGCGCUACCUGUCGGCCGUCGAGAGGGAGCGGCUGGCCGGCCGCGUCCGGCUGACGCCCAACCAGGUGAAGAUCUGGUUCCAGAACCGCCGCUACAAGAUGAAGCGCGCGUGCAGGGCCCGGCGCGGCCUGCACGAGGCGAUGCGGCUGCACGCGCAGGCGAGCUGCCUCGCCUUCGCCUUCGGCCGGCUGCAGAGGAUGUGCCUGCAGCGGGCCUUCCCCGUGCACGCGUGCGUCCUCCGAGCCGACGCCAACUGGACCUGA